Argentina anserina (silverweed cinquefoil) is the source of this 899-nucleotide messenger RNA. RefSeq lists its product as uncharacterized. Lineage: Eukaryota; Viridiplantae; Streptophyta; Magnoliopsida; Rosales; Rosaceae. The coding region runs from base 16 to 771 and encodes 251 amino acids. The record is from RefSeq and is a predicted model, not a curated record. The transcript is spliced from 4 exons.
GAGAAUGAGGCCAACAUGGCCACUACACUUCUACACACAACCCCAACUUUCCUCUCCCCAAUUCCUCCGACACCAACCCCUCUACUCCGCCGCCGCCGCCGCUACCGAAGCAGAAUACUUAAAGCACCCUUAUCGUCUUCAUUCCGUAACGGUGGGCCAGCAGAGACAGAGUGCCCUGUUCCAGUGGAGCAGCAGCCCAUAAACGAGUACCAGAACCUGUCCACGUCCUUCCCCUUCUCGUGGGCCUCCGGCGACCUCGUGGAGUACUGCUCUCGCCUGAUCGCCACCGGCGCCUCCUUCUCUCUGUUUGUGGGCCUCCCCGUCGCCUCCUUCGGCGUCUUCGGCGCCCAGUCGGAGCCCCUCAAGCAGUCUCUCUACGCUGUUUCCAGUGGCUUUUUGGUCGUCACUCUCGCCGUCGUCAGGAUGUACCUCGGUUGGGCUUACGUCGGCAACCGCCUGCUUAGUGCCACUGUUGAAUACGAAGAGACUGGGUGGUAUGACGGUCAGAUAUGGGUCAAGACUGCUGAGGUUUUGGCGCGCGAUCGGCUUCUUGGUUCAUUUUCUGUGAAGCCGGUACUGAGCAGAUUGAAGGUAACGCUGGUGACCCUUGCAGCAUCAAUACUUGUAUGUGUUGUUGUCCUCCUGUACAUCGAUGGAGGCCAAAUUCAAGAAGCUGAGAAUCGGGUUAUACGUGGAGUUUACAACGAUGAUUCUGCAAGAUCAUUCGAGCCAGAUGCGUUUUGUGGGGGUGAUUCUGGUCCUCCCCAAUAACAAUGUCUCAGGCAAUGUGCCUAAGUACUAGUAUAUAACCCUCUGGCUGUACAUGAAAUAUAAAUGGCUUCCUCAAGUUGUACUUUUGAUUCAUAUUCUAAUGAUAAAAAGAUUCAUACAUUAUGAAA